AUGUUCAGCCUCUCCAAGCCUAUUAAGGCCCAAAGAAGAGCAGCAAUGAAACGGAUGAGAGAUGAUGUUUACUCAUCUGGGGGUUCUCAAUUGAAACGUCCUUUUGGCUCUUCUCGACGCGACUCAUAUGUGCAAUCUUCAAUCCCUGAAAGUGGAGGAGGAGAUGGAGGAGGGAGCAUUGGUGAUGAGGGAAUAAACUCUCAGAAACUGACAACCCAUGAUGCUUUGUCCUACUUGAAGGAUGUUAAAGAGAUGUUUCAAGAUCAGAGGGACAAGUAUGAUAUGUUCCUUGGGGUUAUGAAAGACUUCAAGGCACAUAGGACCGAUACUUCUGGUGUGAUUGCACGAGUGAAGGAGUUGUUCAAGGGUCAUAACAAUUUGAUUUUAGGGUUUAACACCUUCCUGCCUAAGGGGUUUGAAAUUACUCUUGAUGAAGUAGAAGAACCUAAAAAAACUGUUGAGUUUGAAGAAGCCAUAUCUUUUGUGAAUAAAAUUAAGAAACGGUUCCAGCACGAUGAAGAUGUGUAUAAGUCUUUCUUGGAGAUCUUAAACAUGUAUCGUAAGGAUGAUAAGAACAUCACCGAGGUUUACAAUGAGGUAUCGACUCUUUUUGAGGACCACCCGGAUUUGCUUGAAGAGUUUACUAGAUUUUUGCCAGAGUCUUUGGCGCCUCACUCAGCUGCCCAGUUAAUCCGGAGUCAGGCCCAACGGUAUGAUCACCGAGGAUCAGACCCUCCUCGAAUGUUAAUAGACAAGGAGCGCCGACGACGAGAAAGAGCUCUUGCUUCUAGGGGUGACCGUGAUCAUAGUGUUGACCGUUCUGACCUUAAUGAUGAUAAAGCAAUGGUUAAGAUGCACAGAGAUCCGAGGAAACGAGCCGACAAGGAGAAUAGAGAAAGGAGAAGUCGUGAUUUGGACGAUGGAGAAGCAGCGUUGCACCAUUUUCCAGAGAAAAGAAAGUCAUCCAGAAAAACUGAGGGUUUUGAAGCUUAUUCUGGUCAUGCCUCACAUUCUGAGAAAAACAAUCUAAAAAGCAUGUACAACCAAGCAUUUGUGUUUUGUGAGAAAGUCAAGGAGAAAUUAUGCAGCCAAGAUGAUUAUCAGUCAUUCUUAAAGUGUCUCAGUAUUUUCAGCAGUGGAAUUGUCGACAGGAUAGAACUACAGAAAUUGGUUUCUGAUCUGCUUGGAAAAUUCCCUGAUCUCAUGGAUGAGUUCAAUCAAUUCUUCGAGCGUUGUGAGAGUACUGAUAGUUUCCAGCAUCUCGCUAGCGUUAUGAGCAAAAAAUCGCUGAGCAGUGAAGAACAUCUAUCUAGGGCGGAGGAAAAAGAAAGAGAUCACAAACGCGACACUGAGGAUGCUAAGGAAAAGGAGCGUUCCAAGGAAAAGUACAUGGGCAAAUCCAUACAGGAGCUUGAUCUAUCUGAAUGCGAGCGUUGCACUCCUAGCUACCGUCUCCUCCCUUCUGAUUAUCCAAUACCUUCUAUGCCCCACAGACAGAAAACAGGAGCUGCUGUUUUAAAUGAUCACUGGGUUUCUGCCACUUCAGGAAGUGAAGACUCCUUUAAGCACAUGCGCAGAAACCAAUAUGAAGAAAGCUUGUUUAGAUGUGAAGAUGACAGAUUUGAGUUGGAUAUGCUGUUGGAAUCUGUGGGAUCUGCUGCAAAAAGCGCAGAAGAGUUAUUGAAUACUAUCAUUGAGAAAAAAAUAAGUUUUGAGGGCUCCUUUCAGGUUGAAGACCACUUCACAGCCCUAAAUUUAAGGUGCAUAGAGAGACUUUAUGGCGACCAUGGUCUAGACGUGACAGACUUAAUACGUAAGAAUCCAGCCGCUGCACUUCCUGUGGUUCUAACUCGUUUGAAGCAGAAACAAGAUGAAUGGACAAAGUGCCGCGAAGAUUUUAAUGCUGUCUGGGCGGAUGUGUAUGCAAAAAAUCAUUACAAAUCACUCGAUCAUCGCAGCUUCUAUUUUAAGCAGCAAGAUUCUAAGAAAUUGAGUGCAAAAGCGAUGGUGGCUGAAAUCAAGGACCUUAAAGAGAAAUCUCAGAAAGAAGACGAUGUUCCUCUGUCUAUUUCUGCUGGUUACAGACAACCCAUAGUUCCUCACUUCGAGUAUGAAUAUUUUGACAGAAGUAUUCAUGAGGAUCUAUUCAAACUAGUCCAGUUUUCUUGUGAGGAGAUAUGUUCUUCAAAAGAGCAGAUCAGUAAAGUUCUGAGGCUCUGGAAAAAUUUCCUGGAGUUGAUGCUUGGUGUUCCACCCAGGGCCAAGGGGCCAGAUCCUGUUGAAGAUGUUGCAGAAACCAAGCAUCACGGUGCAUUUACGAGUGGAGAGUGUAAUGUGAGUUCUGAAGCUGUAAGUUUGGUUUCAAAGCACCUAAAAUUUACUGCCAAUGGAGAUGAGUAUGCUUCAUCUGGGGUCUCCAAACAUGGCGGGACUGGUUCAACAAAUAAGGAUUCUUCGGGAACAGAAAGUUGUAAGGAUGUUGAUCUGGCUAGUAAAGAUGUUGCCACCUGUUCUGCUGUAAACCUCCAGAAAGAUCUUGAAACUGGAAAUGGAGCCGUUAAAAAAUCAGGAGAUGCUGAUGAAAGAGCAGUAGCCACGACAAGUGCAUCAUUCCCAAGUGGGGUAGAUAACAAUAAUGGUAAAGUAGGAAGCGGUGAUUCUUUAGGCACACGUGAUAUUUUACCCAAACCGAGUGGCGCUGUGGAUAACAUUGAUGCCAUUCAGCGUACCCAGGUUGGUGAUAUUGGCAGAACUGUAGCUAUAGCAAAUGGAGUGCAGACAGAUGCUUCUAAAGCCAAUAGUAACUAUGAUGAAUCUGGUGGUCCAUCCAAAAUCGAGAAGGAGGAAGGUGAAUUGUCACCUAUUGGCGAUUCUGAAGACAACUAUGUUGUUUAUGAAGAUCAUGGAUUGAAGUCUACUGCCAAAUCAGAACAUUCUGUUGAAGCUGUAGGAGAAAAUGAUGAUGAUCCUGACGAUGAGGAUGGUGAAGAUGCUUCAGAAGGUAGUGAGGAUGCGUCGGGAACUGAAUCUGUUGGUGACGAGUGUUCACAGGAAGACAAUGGUGUUGAGGAAGAGGGUGAGCAUGGUAAAGCUGAAAGUGAAGGAGACGCAGAGGGUAUAGAGUCGCAUCAUAUAGAAGAAGACAAUGGGUUGCUUCCAUUGUCAGAACGUGUUUUAUUAUCUGCUAAGCCGCUUUCAAAGCAUGUAGCUGCAGCGGCUUUGCUUGAUGAGAGGAAACAAGUUUCCAGAGUUUUCUAUGGGAAUGACGACUUUUAUGUUCUUUUCAGGCUUCAUCGAAUACUGUACGAGAGAAUUUCCUCUGCAAAAACAUAUUGCAAUCGGAGAAACACAAAGGAUACUACUACUUCUCCAGAUCCUUAUGCAAGGUUUAUGAGUGCUCUGUUUAGUCUGCUUAAUGGCUCAGCUGAAAGUUCCAAAUUUGAGGAUGAAUGCCGAGCUAUUAUUGGAAACCAGUCCUAUGUUUUAUUCACCUUAGAGAAACUGAUAUACAAAUUAGUUAAACAUCUUCAAGCUGUUGUAGCAGACGAUACAGACAACAAGCUUCUUCAGUUGUAUGAGUAUGAGAAAACUCGGAAACCUGGGAGGGUCAUUGACUCUGUGUAUUAUGAAAACUCCAGGAUCCUCCUUCACGAGGAAAACAUUUAUCGGUUGGAAUGUUCGUCCUCUCCUCCUCGUUUGUCAAUCCAGCUUAUGGAUAAUAUAAUCGAAAAGCCCGAGGCUUAUGCAGUUUCCAUGGAACCCACGUUUGCAAGUUAUCUGCAAAAGGAGUUUCUUUCCAACACACCAGGAAAAAAAACAAUGCCACAGCCAAUUGUGUUACAAAGGAACAUGCGGGGAUACUCUGGUCUGGAUGAUCUUGCAGUAGCCUGCAAGGCAAUGGAAGGUGUAGAAGUAAUUAAUGGCCUUGAGUGCAAGAUGUCCUGCUCUUCCUACAAGAUUUCGUAUGUUUUGGAUACGGAGGAUUUCUUCCACAGGAAGAAGAAGAAACAGAAGAAGAAGAACAACUUGUCACAUGUUAAACCAUCGCAACAACGACGUAAGUUGGAUAAUAUAGAAAGAUUCCGCAGCUUUCUUUCAGCUUCAAGAUGAUGACAACAAGAACAACUUUUCUCUCUUACUUCAACACACAAAGGAAGGUUAGAGACAGACCAAUGAAGUUUCAAUACUCUGCACAGUAGUGUGUAUUGAUCUAAUUUGUAUCUUAAUUUAGAAUUUAUAACCAAAAAACCAUGGUUGUAAAUAUUGCAAACACAUAAAUUGGUUUGUAUCUACAAAACAUAGAAAGGUUCAAAGGAGAGAUUCUCUCUUUUUUUUUAUAAUAUAAAUAAACGAUUUUCUAUUUUCUUUUGUUUAGUCUUCUCAUACAAGUUCAUUCUCAAAACAAACUCAAACAUGUUAUGAUCAAACCUAAGCAGAACUAGCUUUUACCUAUUCGUCCCAAAACGAGUAACCAUGUCCUCUCACUACACGUCUCACCUCAGGCUGCUGCAAAAAGUUCCCUUCUCUUUCAGUUUUCUUCACAAUACCACCUUCUUUUUCAUCACCUUUCACAUCUACCAUCCCCUUCUCUACACUUUGCUUUCCUUCAAACCAGCUUUGAAUCAUAACUUCAACAUUCUCAUUAGCUCUCAACCCCUUCUCCUUCAUCUCUUUAUAGUACUCAUGCGCUUCAUCCACCUUACCAUUCAAAAACAUCCCAUGUAUCAUCACAAUAUAUGAGCUAAGAUCCGGACCAACACCCUUUUCCUUCAUCUCAUCCCACAACAACGCCACAUUAUCAAAAUCACGCCACCUACAAAACUUCCUGAUCAACAUUAUAUAAGUAUCCACAUUCGGUUCACAACCCAUCUUUCUCAUUUUACCCAACAUCUCAAAAACCUCUUCCCCUGUUCUUAGUAUCCUCAUAAACGCAUGGUAAGUCCGUAUCGUCGGCACAAUCCCUUUCUCAAGCAUCUCAUCAAACACCUUCUUAGCCUCUUCUGUCUUUUUAGCCUUGCACAGAGGCUUGAUAAGAGAGUUGUAAGUCACAACGUUUGGCUCCUCUCUCAUUGUCUUCAUCAAGUUGAUCGCCUCUUUGACAAACCCGCCUUUGGCAAGAGCGUGUACCAUCGCAUUAUACACUUUCCUAUCAGGCUCUAUACCCUCUUUCUUCAUCCGGUCAAAGAGUCUUAAAACCUUGUUCAAAUUCCCUCCUUUUGAGUAGCAAGACAUCAUACAAGAAUACGAAACCACGUCGUGCUUGACACUAACAUUCCCCAUCUCCAUCCACACUCUCUCAGCCUGUUUUACACUACCAAUCACAUUACACCAACCAUUAAGAACUAUGUUGAAGCUUUUAGCAUCGAAAGGAUACGUGUCCUUGUUACAGAAGAUCAAAUGCUCAGCGUCUUGAACGUUCUUGUACCUACAAAGAGCAGAGAGCAAGCUCUGGAAAUCAUCAAUCCCCAUUGCAAGAUUGAAUCUUUUGUAGGCGUGGAAUGUGUUAAUCGCUUUACCAACGUCACGCACGGCACAGUACUUCCUGAUCAUGAUCAAGAGUGUCUGUGAGGUCACGAGAGAAGGGCUUAACUUUCUCAUCUCGUCGAUUAAAGUCCAAGCAGUGUCGAACUUUUUCAUUUUACCGAGGAUUGAGAUCAUAGAGUGAUACUCACGGAGUGAAUGAACGUAGCCUUGUUGCUUCCCUGCCCAAAGAAAGAAUGUGAAUGCAGUUUCCCAAUCGUUACGUGAUAGUGAAAGAAUCUCCACCACUAGUGAAUUUGUUGGCUUCACACUACACUCCUCAAGCUUCUCUCUUAGUUCCUUACGGUUGCUCCCACACUCUUCCAACAGCUUUGUAACCGUCUUAACAUCCUCUGUAACAACCUCCUUAUCUAUAGCAACAUCUACUUCAGUCUCAUGCUCAUU
This is a messenger RNA of Eruca vesicaria subsp. sativa (arugula), 5925 nucleotides long. Lineage: Eukaryota; Viridiplantae; Streptophyta; Magnoliopsida; Brassicales; Brassicaceae. The record is from the annotation of a GenBank genome assembly.